Messenger RNA from Strongylus vulgaris, 288 nucleotides. The record is from the annotation of a GenBank genome assembly. NCBI's taxonomy places the organism in Eukaryota, Metazoa, Nematoda, Chromadorea, Rhabditida, Strongylidae.
GACAUGCAAUCACCUCCGAGGUUAGUAACCCCAGAAGGAGGAACAACAUCCCUGAAACAAACGCUUAGAUAUACAAAAACCUGUCUAGGUUGCGUAUACUACGCUACUAUUCGACCAGAAUUCGACCAGCUCGCAGAAUGGAGGUUGAUCAUGCUGUUUUACUGUGGAGACGAAGCAGAUGUAGAAGGCGGAUGGUGCGCAUCCAGAUGGUCGAUUCAUUACAUGGCACGUCCUUAUGAACAGAAGAAAUCCCAAGAGUAUCUGGGCUACGAUAAUAUCUUUGGGUAA